Podospora pseudopauciseta is the source of this 2466-nucleotide messenger RNA. RefSeq lists its product as uncharacterized. The coding region runs from base 1 to 333 and encodes 110 amino acids. The transcript has 2 exons. The record is from RefSeq and is a predicted model, not a curated record. NCBI's taxonomy places the organism in Eukaryota, Fungi, Ascomycota, Sordariomycetes, Sordariales, Podosporaceae.
AUGCUCGCUUUCUGUACUGCAAGAAAACCCCAGCCCAAGAUAAUCUUGCUAACGUCAUGGAUCGUCUCCAACGGGCCGGGAGAGGCGCAGUUUACGUUUCACCUGCUGGGCGGGCUUCCAGUUUGUUUCUCGGUUCUUGAAGCUUCGUGGUUGGCGUUCACCUUCUUCACACCACCACCAUUGGCGAUCCGGACCGGCCCUUUUCUGUUUGACGUUCGCCGGAGGUUAAGUCUGGGGAAUAACGACCAGAACCAUACGAGGAGCCCAUCCACCCUCUCGGGUCGAGUCUCGCUGUCUCAGGACGGGGAUCGACACGAUAAAAGCUCGUCUUAAGACGCCCAUCGCGGCACUUUUGGGACCUUUGGCAAUCAAUUGAUGGCCCAGCUGUGCUUUGUCACGGAAUAUUCCAUACACCACCUUCCCCAUGCGUCGCUUGCGAUGGUGGUGGUCGUUGCUCUGGUCGUGAAUACUUGACAGCCCCCCAUUGGUCGCUUAUCGCCGCGGGGAAAGGGGUGACAGGGACCGGGCCUGCGGCACAACCACGCCUCCCAGAACCCAAAACACUGGCUUGGGAACCCUCACCAAGAUCUUAUUCAGCAGAUCGUUUGGAAUUUGGGGGGAGCGCUGGUGAUAGGACAACCGAUACGAAUAGAUUGUUUUCUUUUGCAGACGGGGUUGAAGCCCUCGGAUCGUAAGCGAUGCUGCUGCUGGUAAGAGGCAUCACCGACAUGGUUGACGAUGAUGGUCCAAACAAACUCAACAGGGGGACCACGUUUCCUCUCCAAACUCCAUCUGAUCUAUGUACGAGCAGUGCGACGAUGAGGGUGGUCAACGUGCGCGCUUCAAAGGGAAAGGUAUGUUACACCUUGAGAAGAUGACGAGCGGCCCGUCAUUCCCUUCAAAAGCAGUGAACAGACACAUCCCAAUCUGCAGAAAAGCAAGACAUAAAUAGCUUCAUCGUCCGAGCGGGCAUAGAAUUUUCUGCAAGCACUUGAACCAGCUUUUUCGCUGUGAUGUUGACCUUUCUUCAUCAACACACCGGCCGUGCUCUCGGGCGUGCUCCGACUGCAUGUUCCUUCGUCUGCGCCGCACAGAAUAUCGCUGCACGAGACCAGCUUCGCUUCGAUGCGUGUUGCAAGGUUCCUGAGACAACAGCGGGGGAGAAAGCUGCCUGCCAAGCAUAACCUCCAAGGUCCUUCAAGAUCGGACGAAAUGCCUCCACCCUCACCACGUUUUUCUUUAGUCUCGAAACAAACGCUAGUGAAAGAGAGAGGAAAAAAGGUUUAAGCGCGAGGGGGGCCUGAUCGGAAUGCUCGGGAAAAGAAGAAGAAGAAGCUUAGUUUAAAGCGAGCAGAAACCGGGAGGAUGAUUCCCGAUAUUUCGGCUUUCGGCCAACAAGCACUCAAUCGGCGGGUGUCUCCGUUUGGCAAGACCCGGCUGCCGCGGCGCUGGGACGGUGGGGCACCGGGAGCUGUUCCGCGCUCCAUCCAGCAACGGCGGGUCAAGCAACUCUGUCUCCAAGGCUUUUCCCCCUGCUUUUUCCUUGCCCAGAACCACCAAUGUUCAGCAGGAGGACAACGGCAGCCAAACGCACGAAAUCUUGUUCCCACGUCGCAACGAUUCGAAGUGCCCACGAGAACUACUGCCGGCAUUCGCUGCUACAUACAGCAGGCAGAUAUGUGAAUCCCCAAGGAUCAUGUUGCACCAUUUGCUAUCCAGACAUCUCGAUGUACGGUACGGCACCUACUGUCUGCCUGCGAUAACAACUCACUCCACACGAUCUAUCACUGAUGUUUCGAACUGUCAAGUUUCCGGUGUUUCAAAACUCCAAACUUUUUAUCACCUGACCUUGGAAGAAACAUUAAUGAUAUUUCUUGAUACACAAUCUCCCUGCUCCGAAAUUGCCCGUAUGCUAGUGUGGGUUUUACUAGGUUGUAUCCAAAUGUAUGUUGGGUGCUUUUGCAUUAUAGCCCACGAGAUGAUCAUAUCAUAUCACCAGGUGGCAUAUAGCAUUGACACAGGGUCUCUGCAAAGAAGAUUGAAACAUUGAAACCUCACAAUUUACUUGCAACAUGACGCGGGAAUGAUACAUGGUUUGAACAUACUGCUACGGAACAAUUAUUAAGAGGCGAGUGCCGUCAGACAACCCCCUAUUAGACCCUUAUCCAGAACGAUGGGAGAUGAUGUCUUGGUAAAAAGCUUCUAUUUCUUAUCAAUGGUUGCGAUAAGUGUUGAUGAGGUUACCACCAAGACUUCUUAGAGUAGGGAGCAGAGGGUAUACGGGAGGUGUUAUACGUAUGCAGGAGGGCACCAUUGGAAUAGCCUCAAAUGGGGAAAAAUAAGCUCGUUCACGUCGAUAGAAUAUCACCUGCUCAGAACAACAUAGGAAAAGCUUCCAAACAUACUCUGUCAAAUAUUUUGAGUGGUAUUUUUGACAUAAGAAUGAAGAGACACUUACUACCCGUG